This is a messenger RNA of Melanaphis sacchari, 2390 nucleotides long. RefSeq names its product ATP-dependent RNA helicase DDX42. Bases 173 to 2386 code for a protein of 737 amino acids. The record is from RefSeq and is a predicted model, not a curated record. The transcript has 14 exons. NCBI's taxonomy places the organism in Eukaryota, Metazoa, Arthropoda, Insecta, Hemiptera, Aphididae. Gene Ontology annotation, molecular function: RNA binding; ATP binding; RNA helicase activity.
AGUGUUAAGACUGUUUGUAUAUUUAUUAUUUACUACUUUACUAGUUAGUUGUAGGUUGUGUUUGCACGAUCAAAUGACAAACAAUUAAAUUAUAAAUUAUCCGUAAUUUCAAUUUUAAUUAAUUGUUAUCGAAUCUCGUUAUGGUAAUUUGGUGAAUCCGCUGGACUACACUAUGCACAACAACAAGAUGAAUGAUAAAAUAUCGUUUUCGUUCAACUCCGGCGGACGGACGUCGUCAUCCCGGUCAGUGGCCAUACCUCCACCAUCAAACAGCGGACUUAGUAAGCAGGGCUACUCCACUUUGAACGCCAUAAACCAUUCUGCGAUCUCCUCGACUUGGGGCGUGCCGAAGAAACGAGCAAAAACCGAAGAAGAGUAUUUUGAAGACGAAGAUGAACAUCAACAACCUCAACUAGAGUACAUUCCUGCACCCGAUAGUCCGUCUAAUAAAAAAUCUGACUGCGAUUCGGAUUCCUCUGAAGAUCCAUUAGAUGCUUUCAUGGAAGGAUUAGAAAAAGAAGUAAAAAAAGCAAAAACUUCUGACAAAAAAGAAAAAAGAGAAGAUGAAAAAGGUAUUAGACAAGAUAUUGAAGAAGAGGAUAUAGAAGAAUCAUACUACAGAUAUAUGGAAGAAAAUCCAACAGCAGGUCUUGUUGAUGAAACUUCAGACAUUGAAAUUGAUUAUGAUGAAGAUGGUAAUCCUAUUGCACCGCCAAAGAAAAAAGAAAUAGACCCACUACCUCCCAUUGAUCAUUCUUCUAUCAAAUACCAAAGCUUUGAAAAAAACUUUUACUCUCCACACAGUGAAAUAUCAUCUUUAACUGUGGAUAAAGUUAUUCAACUACGUAAGACUCUUGGUCUCAGAGUAAAUGGUGCUGAUUUGCCUUAUCCAGUCACGUCAUUUGCUCAUUUUAAUUUUGAUGACACUUUAAUGAAAAUUAUUCGCAAGUCUGAUUACACACAACCCACACCAAUUCAAAGUCAAGCAGUUCCUGCUGCGCUUGCUGGGCGUGACAUCAUUGGCAUUGCCAAAACUGGAAGUGGUAAAACGUUAGCAUUCAUUUGGCCAAUGUUGAUACACAUAAUGGACCAACCAGAAUUGAAAGAAGGUGAUGGGCCAGUCGGUUUGAUAUUGGCACCUACCAGAGAAUUGUCUCAACAAAUCUAUGUAGAAGCAAAAAAGUUUGGAAAAAUCUAUAAUCUGAGAGUAGUAUGUUGUUAUGGUGGAGGUUCAAAGUGGGAACAAUCCAAGGCACUUGAAGGAGGUGCCGAAAUCAUAGUAGGUACUCCUGGGAGAGUAAUUGAUUUAGUUAAGAUGGGUGCAACCAACUUAACUAGAGUAACAUUCCUUGUACUAGAUGAAGCAGAUAGAAUGUUUAAUAUGGGUUUUGAACCUCAAGUGCGUUCCAUUUGUGACCAUGUGAGACCGGAUCGCCAAACAUUGCUGUUUUCUGCAACAUUUAAAAAGAAAAUAGAAAAGUUAGCACGCGAUAUUCUUACUGAUCCUAUAAGAAUUGUUCAAGGGGAUAUCGGCGAAGCAAACACUGAUGUAACACAAAUUAUGUUGGUGAUGCCACAGAGUGACAAGUGCCAAUGGCUGUUGAAUAAUAUUGUUCAAUUUACGUCAAAUGGAUCAAUUCUUGUAUUCGUUACUAAAAAAUUAGAUGCAGAACAACUAGCCAACACCCUGGCUUUAAAGGAGUAUGAAGUAUUACUGCUACACGGUGACAUGGACCAAGCUGAAAGGAACAAAGUAAUAACAAGGUUUAAAAAACAAGAAGUAAAUAUUAUGGUAGCCACUGAUGUUGCUGCUAGAGGUCUAGAUAUAGCUCAUAUCAGAACAGUUGUGAAUUACGACAUAGCUCGAGAUAUUGACACACAUACACAUCGUAUUGGAAGAACUGGUCGAGCGGGAGAAAAAGGUACUGCAUUUACUCUAGUCACGCCAAAAGAUUUUGAAUUUGCCGGUCACUUGGUACGAAAUCUUGAAGGUGUGGGACAGGAAGUUCCCAAACCACUUAUGGAUCUUGCCAUGCAGAGCUCUUGGUUUAGAAAAAGUCGUUUCAAAGGCGGAAAGGGUAAAUCAGUAAAUGCCGGGGGCGCUGGACUAGGAUAUCGGGAACCAUCGGGUUCAAAUAAUUUUUCCGCAACAAGUUCGUAUCAAUGCCCAAAACCUGCAGCUGCAGUACCACCAGCACCAAAAAGUGGUCCUGGAUCAGGACGAUUGUUAGCACUGAAAGAAGCAUUUAAAAUGCAAUACCAAAAUCAAUUUAAAGCUAGUGAAGAUCACACUUGGGAACAAACAGUUGGAUCGAGUUCAUCGGUAAAAGUGCACACCGGUCCAUUAAAAGAACGAAAAGCAAAAAAAAACCGGUGGGACAAUUGAAAAG